CCUUGACAACCCAGGAGGCCUGAGGAGCUUGAAAGCCAGCUGAGCGCUAGACUGUGCGCUGCUGCCUCUGAUGGCUAUGAAGUCAGGUCAAACGCUGAGAGUACCAUCCCGCGUGAUCUGUCUCAGCUUGUGCCUGGGCCUGAUAGGGUGAACUGGAUCCUUGAAACAAGUGAAAUGCGAGAAGUCUGGUAAUAAAGAUAUCACCGAAGGUUAGAAACAAAAUCAAACAGGAAAUUCUGAAAGUAUGGGAUGUGGAAAUUCAAAAAUAUCUUCAUCAAAUAUUGUUAUCUUAGGGGUUAUCCAGAUUAUGAUUGGCAUCUAUCAUGUACUCAUGUGGUAUUUCCUAUUGCUAUUGUAUAUGGGACAAAUUAAAGGAGUAUUUGGGUCUUAUGAACCUUUAACUUACAAAAUGGGAACAGCUUUAUGGGGACUUACUUUUAUCAUUUCAGGAGCCUUCACAAUAAAAGCAGCAAAUUAUCAAAGUAGAUACAUGCUUGUCUGCGCCCUGUCCCUGAACAUACUCUGCAUAAUUGUUACGAUCAUUGCAGCCAGCCUGACAAUAGUGGAAUUGGCUCACUUCCGUUCUGUGUCAUAUAAGAAUUAUGGACAAGCAAAGCUGGGGAGAGAAGUGUCCCGCAUCUUGCUGUUCUCUUACCCCCUGGAAUUUGGGAUCGCCCUCACAUAUUCAAUCUGCAGCUGUUCACAUUUGGGAAGAAGACAAGAAAGUAAUUUAGAAAGUGUUACUGAAGUCAUGAGCAACUCAUUCUGAAAGCUGGAAACAUGAACAACUUUCCUGGCUGCUGACACCUGAUGUAUGUGCCAAUGAUACUUCCGUAUAACAAGGUUACUGUCCAACGCAUGCAUUUUGUGCAAGAGGAAACUCACAACAAGUUAAAAGUUAUCCCCCUUGAUACUUAAGAAAUGUCUACACACAUAUCUUCUAGGUUCCAGAGGAGAAAACUUUUCCUAUGUAAGCAAGAGAUUAUCACAAGGAAGAUCUGCUAGCUAGCCACUCUGAAAAGCUGUCAGCUCUCCACAGCAGAUCAUCUGCAGUAGACCAUAAAACCUGCGUGUAACCUGUAGAGUACAGGCUAUGAAGUUUGGAUCACAAUCUAUAAUUCCAAGGAAAACUAGUUUCUGUUCCUGUGAGUGAAAAGCACAUUCCACCAUGCACUGCAUUCUUCUGCUCAAGCUAGCGUCUGCAUCAACAAAGCAAGGAUCAAAAGGUCAUCAGUCCAGUGCCUUUAUUGUCCCAUGGCUUUUCCUGUUCUCAUUAAAGUUCCUUUCUGCCCUGUA
Molecule: messenger RNA, 1296 nt
Organism: Mesocricetus auratus (golden hamster)
Lineage: Eukaryota; Metazoa; Chordata; Mammalia; Rodentia; Cricetidae
Gene: Ms4a13
Product: membrane spanning 4-domains A13
Exons: 7
Coding region: 245-769 (174 amino acids)
Biological process (GO): cell surface receptor signaling pathway
Cellular component (GO): plasma membrane
Source: RefSeq, a predicted model, not a curated record